Papilio polytes (common Mormon) is the source of this 787-nucleotide messenger RNA. RefSeq lists its product as uncharacterized. Bases 106 to 576 code for a protein of 156 amino acids. Lineage: Eukaryota; Metazoa; Arthropoda; Insecta; Lepidoptera; Papilionidae. The transcript has 3 exons. The record is from RefSeq and is a predicted model, not a curated record.
UUUUUAAAUGUUUACAAUUUCGUGUUGUGAACGUGCAUAAUUUUUAGUCAGUUAUUAAACGGUUGUUUUGUGAAAAUUACGCUUGAUUACAUUAAUGUUUCCAAAAUGUUGAAGAAAGAGGACAUAGAAAAAUGUCACUUUGUCCCUCUAAGUUCUUUGGAACGUGUUUUAGAUAUGGUAGAAAAUUACAAUCCAGAACAUGACCCCAGAUGCAGACGCAAUUUACUACAGUUGCAGCUGGAAGGAAGUUCUACAGAGAACAAUCAAAGACAGAGGAAAUGGAGACACAAGUUACAUGCGGCUAUGAGCCGUGCAAUAUACUCCCACGAUUGGGAUAAACUUUUGUACCUAUUAAAGAAGUCCCCUAUUUGGGAACAUGAGAGUAGGAGACUGGACCAACUGCCUAUUUAUGCAAGAGCAAUGACAAUAUUGUUAAUGAACCAUCCAUAUGCCAAAGCUCAAUCUUUGCUCAGUGAAUAUUUCCACAUGGUGCUGUCAUGUCGCUCCGAUGAAAACAAGAAAGCACUUUUUAAAGUUUUAUUAUCUUUAACAGAAAAGCUUCAUGGGAGAAGUUAGCUAUUUAUUACUGCAAUUUUUGUAUGUUUAAACAAUACUCAUAUAACUAUUUAUUGUGCAGCUCUUAUGUGAGUCAUACUUUUUUUGGUGACUGCAUCACACUUCUUCAGGGCGAGGGUUAAUGGUGUUGUGUCGCGGUCACGUCGCGCCUCGCACUGCAGUGCCGUAGAAUAAUUAGUUAUAAAAUGUCUCAUGAAAGUUUAAAUAAUUU